Lindgomyces ingoldianus is the source of this 633-nucleotide messenger RNA. RefSeq lists its product as uncharacterized. The record is from RefSeq and is a predicted model, not a curated record. Bases 1 to 633 code for a protein of 210 amino acids. The transcript is spliced from 7 exons. Gene Ontology annotation, molecular function: thiosulfate-cyanide sulfurtransferase activity. NCBI's taxonomy places the organism in Eukaryota, Fungi, Ascomycota, Dothideomycetes, Pleosporales, Lindgomycetaceae.
AUGAAAGUGGUCAUCUUCGGACUGCACGCCGACCUAGAUCUUACCUUGCUGUUGAAGUCGAAUUCAGGUUGUCUAUGGACCGUGCUAGGAGAUGUGACAGCCAAGGCAGGCAAGAUAAAGGCGAUCGAGAUAUGUGCGAAAGAAAUGGGUGGGAUUGAUAAUCUCGUGUACUGCGCUGGCGUUAUUGGUCCGGUUGAGAGGGCGGAUAAGGGGAAUGUCGAGGAGGUAAAGAAGAGCUAUGAUCCUGUUCUAGCAACCCUACAAACACUGCCUUCGACAAAGGUAUCAUAUCGCUCUCCGCCUGCGAAUUCCAAAGCGGCGCUAACCCGCUUCAUCGGGAUGCUUGCGCACGAGGAGCCUACAUGCCGGUGGAUAUUAUUGCGGGCAAGUUCAAGGGGAUUAUGGCAGACCAUGAGAUUUUUUAGGCUUUGGAAUGAGAUUGGGGAAGCGAUGGUUGAGCCGGCGAGUUAUGGGAGGGUUAUUUAUUAUGAUGAACAUGUACCGGGUGCGAAGUUACUCACGGAGCUUAGUAUGAAGCCUCCCACGAACACUGUAGAGUUUUACUGGGCAGAUUCUAGUGCUCAUAUCGCCAUGUUUGCCUCCAAUCUUCGCAAUAUAAUAGCCUCCAGUUAG